CAAACACAAACACAGAAGAUGUUUAAAAACACAUAUCAGAGCGGAUUCCUCUCCAUCCUUUACAGCCUCGGCAGCAAACCUCUGAGUCUCUGGGAGAAACAGGUGAAAAAUGGCCACAUUGAGAGAAUGACUGACGACGAUAUUCACUCCUUAGUGUUGGAAGUUCAAGGGGUAAACGUCAGCACCACAUUCAUCACGUGUCCCGCGGACCCAAAGAGCACACUGGGCAUCAACCUUCCUUUUCUGGUCAUGAUCAUAAAGAACCUCAAAAAGUAUUUCACUUUUGAGAUCCAGGUGUUGGAUGAUCAGAAUAUCCGGCGGCGUUUUCGGGCGAGUAACUAUCGGACCAAAACACAUGUGGGGGCGUUUAUCUGCACUAUUCCGUUGAACCUUGAUGACGGGUGGAAUCAGAUUCAGUUCAACCUUUCGGACUUCACCUCGAGGGCGUAUGGAACGAAUUAUGUUGAGACCCAGCGUGUACUGAUCCAUGCAAACUGUCGCAUUAGGAGGGUGUAUUUUUCUGACAGAUUGUACUCCGAGAAAGAACUCCCGGCAGAGUACAAACUUAAUGUCAAAAAUAAGAAUGUCAAGCGGUAA
Molecule: messenger RNA, 597 nt
Organism: Limanda limanda (common dab)
Lineage: Eukaryota; Metazoa; Chordata; Actinopteri; Pleuronectiformes; Pleuronectidae
Product: cilia- and flagella-associated protein 20-like
Exons: 6
Coding region: 19-597 (192 amino acids)
Biological process (GO): cilium assembly; regulation of cilium beat frequency involved in ciliary motility; positive regulation of cell motility
Cellular component (GO): ciliary basal body; motile cilium
Source: RefSeq, a predicted model, not a curated record